Messenger RNA from Malassezia japonica, 1569 nucleotides. RefSeq lists its product as uncharacterized. Lineage: Eukaryota; Fungi; Basidiomycota; Malasseziomycetes; Malasseziales; Malasseziaceae. Gene Ontology annotation, biological process: fatty acid beta-oxidation using acyl-CoA dehydrogenase. Gene Ontology annotation, molecular function: acyl-CoA dehydrogenase activity; heme binding; flavin adenine dinucleotide binding. Gene Ontology annotation, cellular component: cytoplasm. The transcript has 3 exons. Bases 1 to 1569 code for a protein of 522 amino acids. The record is from RefSeq and is a predicted model, not a curated record.
AUGUCGGCCCAAGCGUCUCAGAAGCAGUUGAAGCGUUACUCGCGUGACGAGGUCGCCAAGCACAACAAGGCUGACGACCUCUGGAUUGUGAUCGACACCUUCGUGUACGACCUUUCCGACUUUAUCGAUGCCCACCCUGGUGGUGAGGCCGUCCUCCUCGCUGAGGACGUCGCUGGCCAGGACGCCACCGAGGUUUUCUUCGGCCUGCACACCAUGGCCAACCUUAUGCGCCCCAACCACCAGAAGAUGAUCAUCGGUCAGAUUGAGGGUGAGGAGUCGGAGCUCCGCUACCCCAAGGCCGGCGACUACUCCAAGGUGCCCUACGCCGAGCCCUCGUGGCUUGUGCAGCCCUUCCGCACCCCCUACUACACCGAGUCUCACCGCAAGUUCCAGCAGGAGAUGCGCAAGUUCGUUGACGAAUACGUCUCUCCUGUUGCGCACGCUCGUGAACUGGACGGCAAGCGUCCUGACGUUGAGCUUGUCAAGCGUAUGGGUGCCAACGAGCUCAACCCCAUGCGUAUGGGCCCCGGCCCCCACCUGAAGGGCCGUAAGCUCUUCGGUGGCGUCAAGCCCGAGGAGUUUGACUACUUCCACGAGCUGAUCAUCACUCAGGAGCUGGCUCGCUGUGGCCAGCGUGGUUUCAUGGACGCCCUUAACGGUGGUAUGGUUAUCGGUCUCCCCCCGAUUCUCAACUUCGGUUCGGACGACCUGAAGAAGGAGAUUGUCGAGCCCGUGUUCAAGGGUGAGAAGUAUAUUGCCCUUGCUGUUACCGAGGCCUUUGCCGGCUCGGACGUGAUGGGUCUGCGAACCUACGCCAAGAAGAGCGAGGAUGGCAGCCACUACAUUGUGAAUGGUACCAAGAAGUGGAUCACCAACGGUCACUUUGCUGACUACUUCACCGUGGCUGUUCGCACUGACGAGGGCUUCGGUGUUAUCGUUGUGCCCCGCUCGCUCGGUGUCGAGACCCGCCAGCUUCACACCUCGUACUCGACCACCGCCGGUACCGCCUUUGUGAUGUUCAACGACAUCAAGGUGCCUUCGCGCUACCUGAUCGGUGAGGAUGGCAUGGGUAUCCCAAUUGUCCUCUCCAACUUCAACCACGAGCGUUGGGUCAUGUGCUGUGGUACCGUCCGUGGUUCCCGCGCGAUUAUCGAGAUGCUCAUGAAGUGGAUCAACCAGCGCAAGGUGUUCGGCCGUCCCCUCACCUCGCAGGCCGUCAUCCGCCAGAAGGUCGCUUUCCUGAUUGCCCAGGUCGAGGCUUGCCACGCUUACCUGGAGCACAUCACUUACCAGAUGAACCAGAUGAGCUACAAGGAGCAGUCCAAGUUCCUUGCUGGUCCCAUUGCUUUCCUCAAGGCCUACUCUACCCGUGUCUCGCAGGCUGUGGCCGACAACGCCGUCCAGAUCAUGGGUGGCCGUGGCCUCACCAAGACUGGUAUGGGUGCCGGUGUCGAGAUGUUCCACCGCACCUACAAGUUCGAUGCCGUCCUGGGUGGUACCGAGGAGGUCCUUGCCGACCUUGGUCUCAGGCAGGCGCUCCGCUUCUACCCCCACAACGAGAAGCUUUAA